This is a messenger RNA of Capsella rubella, 384 nucleotides long. RefSeq names its product heavy metal-associated isoprenylated plant protein 41. Bases 1 to 384 code for a protein of 127 amino acids. The transcript is spliced from 2 exons. Gene Ontology annotation, biological process: rRNA base methylation. Gene Ontology annotation, molecular function: rRNA (uridine-N3-)-methyltransferase activity. NCBI's taxonomy places the organism in Eukaryota, Viridiplantae, Streptophyta, Magnoliopsida, Brassicales, Brassicaceae. Gene Ontology annotation, cellular component: cytoplasm. The record is from RefSeq and is a predicted model, not a curated record.
AUGAGAGAGUAUUUGGAACUUAAAAGAGAUAGAGACGAUGAUGAAGAUAAGUGGGUCGAACACUAUUCAUCCAAGCAUCAGAUACUUCUCCUUGGCGAAGGAGAUUUCUCGUUCUCGUGUAGCUUAGCUACUUGCUUCGGCUCUGCUUUCAAUAUCUAUGCUUCCUCUCUCGAUUCAUAUGACGCUGUAGUUAGAAAGUACAAGAAGGCAAGAUCAAACCUUGAAACUUUGAAGAGACUUGGAGCUUUCCUAUUACAUGGAGUUGAUGCAACCAAACUGCAACGCCAUCCUGAUCUUCAUUUCCGAAGAUUUGAUCGUGUCAUCUUCAACUUCCCGCACACCGGUUUCCACACUAGAGAGUCUGAUCCAUGUCAAAUACGGUAA